Molecule: messenger RNA, 465 nt
Organism: Ectocarpus sp. CCAP 1310/34
Lineage: Eukaryota; Phaeophyceae; Ectocarpales; Ectocarpaceae
Source: the annotation of a GenBank genome assembly
AUGUGGAACGCGCUUGUGCGGAUCAUGUCCUACCUCAACGAGACGAAGGACCUCGGGAUCACCUACGUCCGCGGAUCAGGGCUAGACCUAGACGUGUUCGUCGAUUCUAGUUACGCCGACAGCACCGUUGACAGGCGUUCGACGACGGGGCUAGCCGUGACUGUAGGUGGGACCGUAGUGUGCGCAUCCACGAAGACACAGCCAGUGACGGCUCAGUCGACCACGGAGGCAGUGGUCCGUGAGGACAACGAGGGGGCUCUCGCGUUGGUGCAGAACCCUUUCAGCUCGGCGAGGAGCAAGCAUAUCGACGUGCGGUUCCACUUCAUCCGCGAGCUCUUCAAGGCGGGCAAGAUCACCGCAGAUUAUGUCUCGACAGAAGAGCAGCACGCCGAUAUGCUGACCAAGGUCCUUGGUAGGGGCAAGUUGGAGUACCACCGGAAGGCUCUGAUGAUCCUGCCGAUGUAG